Arabis nemorensis is the source of this 1095-nucleotide messenger RNA. Lineage: Eukaryota; Viridiplantae; Streptophyta; Magnoliopsida; Brassicales; Brassicaceae. The record is from the annotation of a GenBank genome assembly.
AUGGAUGGUGAAACUCAGCAGUCUCACCUUGUUCUUGCCAACAAUCUCUUCCUCCUUACUCAUCCCGAUGUGCCAGACAUUGAGAAAUUCGCUCUCAAGUCUCAUGUCUUCAAUAUCCUCAAAGCUCACUAUAUGACCCCCUUGUACGAAACCCUAACUGCAUCUUCAGUUCUGGAUUUGGAUCAAAACUUGCUUGAUUCUAUGCGUGCCAGUAACGGUGAGGAGCUUAAGAAGCUCCAUGAGAAGAUUGUAGAUGCAGAAGAAAAUUUGGGCGAAAGUGAAAUCCGUGAAGCUCAUCUCACUAAGGCGCUCUAUUUCGUUAGGAUUUGUGACAAGGCAAAAGCUUUGGAGCAAUUAAAACUCACUAAAGGCAAGACUGUUGCCGUGGGACAGAAGAUGGACUUAGCAUUGAUAAAGCAAACAAAAGGAGGUGACUGGGAAAGGAAGAACCGUUUAGAGGUCUACGAGGGUUUGUAUUGCUUGUCAACUAGAGAAUUUAAGAAGGCAGCGAGCUUGGUCUUGGAUUCGAUUUCAACUUUCACCACAUAUGAGCUUUUCCCAUAUGAGACUUUCAUAUUCUACACCGCCCUCACCAGCAUCAUAACUUUGGACAGAGUUUCUCUGAAGCAAAAGGUGGUUGACGCGCCUGAAAUCUUAACGGUGAUUGAGAAAAAUCUCAUUCCUCUCGGAGUUUCUAAACUCCUUGUACAAUUGUCAGUACAAGAAGAACUUCAUUUUCGGGCUUUGUUCUCAGCUGGACUCGCGGAACAGAUGAAGCUCGACAGAUACCUUAACCCGCACUUCCGGUUCUACAUGAGGGAAGUUAGAGCAGUAGUCUACACUCAGUUCCUAGAGUCCUACAAGAGUGUGACAAUCGAAUCAAUGGCAAACACAUUUGGUCUCUACUUGUUUUACAGUGAGCUAUCGAGUUUCGUUGCAGCUGGUAAACUUCAUUGCAAGAUCGACAAAGUCGCAGGCGUUCUCGAAACAAACCGCCCUGAUGCGAAUAACGCACUCUACCAAUCAACCAUCAAACAAGGAGACUUUCUAUUGAACCGGAUUCAGAAGCUCUCUCGUGUUAUCGACGACAUUUGA